GUAAGAUUUUUUUUGUACCGAAACAGUAGUAUUUGUUAAUAGUUGAGACUAAAAGAUAUGUCAUCUCUUUAGUGUAGCUUGGACCUUCAUAUUGCGCCAUUAUUUUGUUGUUGAUUGUGAAAGAUGGAUGGAUCGGUGAACUUAUUAUAGGACAAAAUUUCAUCUCCUCAAAGAUGGACACCAAACGUUCACCAGAAUUCGAAUUCUGUAUGCUUCAUUCUUCGAAACCCAACAUCCUCCCCGCCGAUCAACUCUUUCUCCACGGCCUCAUUCUUCCUCUCCAUCUUCUCUCUACUCAAAACAAACCCCACCAUCAUUCAUCCCCUUCCAUACCCGACUCCACCUCCAUCACCACCACCACAACACCUUCCCACCGCUGGAAAGAUAUCUUCAUCAAAAAGAAGAAAACCAACAACGCAGAAGAUAAACUGAAGAAAAAAGAUAAAAGACUUUUUCGAAAGGGUGUAUCUACUUCACCUGAACUUAACAUUAAUAUAUGGCCUUUCUCUCGGAGUAGUUCCGCCGGUAACUCUGUAAUCCGACCUAAAUCGGUUACCCGGAGAGUUAACAGCGCGCCGUGUUCGAGGAGCAACUCCGCCGGCGAUUCAAAGUCAAGGAAGUGGCCGAGUAGUCCGGGGGUUCAUCUUGCAAGGAGCAGUCCGAUUUGGCAGGGUCGGCGUGGAGGGUCAGGCGUGAAGAAGACAGAAGCAAUGUAUCUGAAGCAGCGGCGGAGUAGGGUGGGUUCAACCGGGUGCGGUGGUGGAAUUCCAAUGUGUAGAAGUGAGGUGAAGAGUACUGUCAGUGGUAAGCUGCGCACAUUCUUUACCAAGAAAACCGUUCUAACAUCUCACUAGUUUCUUUCUCUUUUUUAUGCCACCCUUUUCUUUUUAUUACUAUUCUGUAAAUUAAAUUCUAGUUUUUUUUUUUUUUGUGAAAUAGAUGUGGUAUUUAUUACUGUUUUUGUUUGUAUUGCAUAAGAAAAAUGUUUGGGGAAUA
This is a messenger RNA of Cicer arietinum (chickpea), 996 nucleotides long. RefSeq lists its product as uncharacterized. Lineage: Eukaryota; Viridiplantae; Streptophyta; Magnoliopsida; Fabales; Fabaceae. The record is from RefSeq and is a predicted model, not a curated record.